UUUCUGCCUUGACACCGGUACUUCCCAUAACCACCCGCAAUCUCGCGUCACUUCCUCAACGCGGAAGUGACGUCGACGUUACCCAUCGGCCCUCUGAUGUUUGGUAGAUGUUAGCUUCUGCAGCGACAAGAGAAUUUGGUGAAUCCAUUGUUGCUGUGGAGAUCCAGUUGUCACUAUGGGUGAAAGAAAAGGAACCAACAAGUACUACCCUCCAGACUUUGAUCCAGCCAAGCAUGGAUCCCUCAACGGCUACCAUAAAACUCACGCUCUGCGGGAGAGGGCCAGGAAACUGUCCCAGGGUAUCCUCAUCAUCAGGUUUGAGAUGCCCUACAACAUCUGGUGUGAUGGCUGCAAAAAUCACAUUGGAAUGGGGGUCCGUUACAAUGCGGAGAAGAAGAAAGUGGGGAACUACUACACCACGCCAAUCUACAGGUUUAGGAUGAAGUGCCAUCUGUGUGUCAACUACAUCGAGAUGCAGACAGAUCCGGCAACCUGCGACUAUGUGAUAGUAAGCGGCGCGAGUAGGAAGGAGGAACGCUGGGACAUGGCUGAAAACGAGCAGAUCCUCACCACAGAGCGGACAGAGAAGGAGAAGCUGGAGACGGAUGCCAUGUUUAAACUUGACCACGGUGGAAAAGAUAAGGAGAAGCUGCAGAAGGCCCUGCCUUCUCUGUCAGAAAUCCAGGAGUACCAGUCCGGCUGGAAGGACGACUUCCAGCUCAACAGCGCCCUCCGCAGGAAGUUCAGGACGGAGAAGAAAGUUCUGGCUGAGCAGGAGGAGAAGGACAACGCAGUGAGGAUGAGGACCAACCUGUCCAUCCCCCUGCUGCCAGAGAAGGAGGAGGACAAGAGGCUGGCAGCACUGCUCACCUACCAGUCACCUGACUCCUACGAGGACAAGCAGCACAGCAAGCGGAAAGAGAUCUCAUCUCGGUCUUGGUUCAGCUCCCCGUCAGCCACACCCGGAGGUGCUGCAGGCAGUCUGCUCCAUAAGCUCGGCCUGCAGGGGAAGGAAGCGGCCGUGGCCAAAGCCCUGGGCUCCUCGCACAGCCCCCUGAUCCGCAAACGCACAGCAGGACCGGGAGUCAAAACCGAACCCUGCGCCACCAUCACUCGCAUGCAGUCACACACUGAUAUCAGCAUGUGUGACGGAGAGACUUCAAAGCUCAGUCAGAGAGAGGACACUCCCAGAGUGUCAGCCCCACAGGUGGGACGGGAGGGAACGGAGACAAAUGUCAGCGGCUCCACAGAGACGCGUGGCAAAAGCACACAGGAAGCAGAUGAUGGACUGACAGAGGCGAAGGAGAAGGAAGAGGACAGACGUUUGGGAGCUGUCACGUCCCUCGUGGCAGACUACAGUGACUCAGAUUCAGAGUCUGGACACUGAGGCUCAACAAGAAGUUGAAUGGGACAGUUUUCACUGAAUGGAGUUCAGAAGUCGAAGGCUGCGUUCCACAUCGCAUACCUUUACUUUUUACUUGUAGAACUGCGGCUGCCCUGAUGAGGUCCUCCUGCUCGCACAUUCGUCACCGUCCAUAGUGUGAGAUUAGACAUGAAAAGAAGCACCUGAAUGUGCUGUCUGUCUGUCUGUGCUCUCAGCGUCUCGGUCCAUGUGACGUACAGUAUGUGACGAUGUAUGCAGAGGACUGUGGGUCAGAACAGGCAGGACAACACUCUGUGUGGAUGCAGUCGGACAUCCUGGUAUUUUUGGCCUACUGCAUUUAAUGUGCUGCGUAUUUGGACUUUUUGAUCUUUUCCCAGCAUACUGAACUGUGUGGUUGUGCAGAUACAUGAAUGCAGCCAGUGUGUGAUUUUGUGAGAGUGAAACACAAGCAUAAGGUGAUUGUCACAGCUGCAGACAUCUGCUCUACGUUGUGUUCCUUUAAACAGCUGUGGUCAACUCAUCUGUCUGGUCACGUGUUCUGUUUCCUACAGCGAAAUGUGUCAAAUAAGAUUUUAAUUUUAAUCCUGCAGAAUUAACUGUCAUGAAUGUGUCAUAUGAUCAUCAGGCCUGUUGAUAAGACCUUUGUGCAAACACUACACACUCAGCUUGUAAUGGUAUUUAAUUGUGUUUAGUUUCCCAUGUGUGUGACUGGAUGACAAAACUGUCAGGUAAAAUUAAAUGCAAAAUGCUGUACGAAA
This is a messenger RNA of Scatophagus argus, 2142 nucleotides long. It is a transcript of the gene yju2b, whose product is annotated as YJU2 splicing factor homolog B. Gene Ontology annotation, biological process: mRNA splicing, via spliceosome. Bases 176 to 1387 code for a protein of 403 amino acids. The record is from RefSeq and is a predicted model, not a curated record. Gene Ontology annotation, cellular component: U2-type spliceosomal complex; post-mRNA release spliceosomal complex. The transcript is spliced from 10 exons. NCBI's taxonomy places the organism in Eukaryota, Metazoa, Chordata, Actinopteri, Scatophagidae.